Molecule: messenger RNA, 734 nt
Organism: Magnolia sinica
Lineage: Eukaryota; Viridiplantae; Streptophyta; Magnoliopsida; Magnoliales; Magnoliaceae
Product: oleosin G-like
Exons: 1
Coding region: 44-541 (165 amino acids)
Biological process (GO): lipid storage
Cellular component (GO): membrane; monolayer-surrounded lipid storage body
Source: RefSeq, a predicted model, not a curated record
UCUCUCUCUCUCCAUCCCUCCCUCUCUCCAACAGCCUCUAGCAAUGACAGACCGUCACCCUGGCCCAGGCCCAGUUACCAGAAGCCCAGGCCCAGUUACCAGAAACCCAUCAGGGUCCGCAUUCCUCAGGAGGUUCCAUGGCCAAACACCCAAUUCAACCCAAGUAGUCGGGUUCUUGACACUCAUAAUCUCGGGUGGGAUCCUACUCCUUCUCACCGGCCUCACACUCACCGCUACUGUCCUGGCUCUGAUCUUCUUUACGCCGUUGAUCAUCCUAUCCAGUCCGAUAUGGGUCCCAGCUGGGACCGUUCUCUUCAUUGCCAUCGCUGGCUUCUUGUGGAUGUGCACGAUGGCUUUCGUGGCCUUGGCAGGAGUCUCAUGGACGUACAAGUACGUGAGGGGGUGGCACCCGCCCGGCUCGGACCGUGUAGACUAUGCGAGGAGCCGGAUUGCUGACACGGCUAGCCAUAUGAAGGACUAUGCUAGGGAGUAUAGUGGAUAUUUGCAGAGCAAGGUGAAGGAUGCAGCCCCUGGUGCUUGAACGGUGAGAUAUGUGAGUUUUGUUUGUCCUUUUCAUCAACCUGUCUCUGUUUUUUUUUUUUUUUUGGGAAUUUUGGUAUGUGACUUUGAAACGAUUGUUGCAUGCAUUUUGAUGGCUGUGAUCUAUGCAUUUUGACGGGUUUUUUGGUGUAUGAAUGAGAUAUAAAUGGAUUUUUGGAAGAUCCAUUUGAUUA